Molecule: messenger RNA, 1386 nt
Organism: Closterium sp. Naga37s-1
Lineage: Eukaryota; Viridiplantae; Streptophyta; Zygnematophyceae; Desmidiales; Closteriaceae
Source: the annotation of a GenBank genome assembly
AUGGCAACCGUUGGCAGCCAAGCUGUUACCUCGUUCCACGGGGCCGCGGCGGCCUUCGCCCAUCCCCUCACUCACGACGUCAGCAUCAUGAGAUCCAACGCGGCGCUGGGCGACGCGCUGGCGACAGCGGAGCAAGCCAUCGCAGGCCUCGCCCAGGUCGUCGACGUCGUCAAGCGUCGCCACUCGGCGCCGUCGCAAUUUCAUUCACUCGCUGCCCCGCCGUCGCAGUUCCAUUUUUAUCAGCCGCUGCCAUUCCAAGCCAGCUAUGUCCCGUGCGCGGCGCCUCUUCCCGCAUCUGCCGGCGCAUCUCCCGCGUCCUCCUCCGUCUCCCAGCAUUCCGCCGGCCCCCGCCCAUGUGUCGCCAUUCUGCGCUCGAGCGCCGUUUCCGGCUCCAAGCGCAGCGCGGCGGCGCUCGCGACCACCUCGAGACCCGCGCCGCCGCGUGCAAAGCGGGCAAAGCGCGCCAAGCGCUCCGCAACCCCUGAAUCUGCUCCGCCCUCGCUCGUCCCGUCCAGCGGCUCCGACUGCGAGUCGGAGACAAGCGGCUCGUCGACAUCGCCGAAAACUGAAGCUCCCGUCGUAGGAGCCGUCGCAGAAGCAGUCGCAGGGCCCGUCGCAUACAAGGGCGUGCGACAGCGCAAGUGGGGCAAGUGGGUGUCGGAGAUCCGCGAGCCCAACAAGCGCACGCGCAUCUGGCUGGGGUCGUUCGACUCGGCGGAAGACGCUGCGCGCGCCUACGACGUGGCCGCUCGCCUGCUGCGCGGAUCACAGGCUGCGCUCAACUUCCCCGGAGAUCAAUCCCACUCCGUUCCGCUUCCGUCCGCGACGGCGGAGGCGCUUCUGAAGGCGAGCCGCGAGGCGGCAAAGACGUUCGAUACGACCGACGUUGCUGAUGUGCUGGAGAAGUCGCUUCUUGCUACUAACGGAGCUCUUCUUGGCGCGGAUAUCACGAUUCAGCUCCCGCAAGCUGGGCCCGCGGAGACAGCUGCGACAGAUGCAGCUGUAGCAGCAGCGGACGGCGCAGCUGCAGCUGAGUUACCUUCGACAUCUGAUUUGACCACUAACAGCGUUUUCGACGAUGUUCCCGCGGAUUCAAUCUCCGCCGUUGAUGCCCUCUCCUCGCCUGUUCGCAGCGCCAGUGAAGUCAGCAUUGCCUGCAGCGAGAGUGACAGCAUCGAGUCGCUUCUGACGGAUCUGGAGGAGCAGCACGGCGCUGAGCUGGCGCUGACGGAGGCUGAGCUGUCGGGGAGCCUGUUCCAGGGUGUCAUGGAAGAUUUUGACCUGGCAGCUGCAUGUGGUGACGUGGAAGGGUUUGAGGGUGCUGCUGACUUCAGCAUGGACCUAUGGGCGCCUCCCAGUCUGGGAUGGUCUGUGUGUGGUUCAUAA